CGGAUCGGUGUUCAACUGGUCCGGGCGGUUGCAUUUCUGGCGGUUUCCAUUAUGCCUUCUUGUUCUUGCCCAAUUCUUGAACCAGAGAAGUAGAGAUUAGCCGAAGUCUCUCUAGUUUCAUCACUUUCGUCUCGUCUGUAGUUCAUUGGAUCGAUUCGCAAUCCAAAAAGGAGGAGCUAUGUCCUUCAUGAAAGGAGACUUGCUAACUAAGACUAGAAAGCUCGUCAAGGGCUUGGCCAAAGCAGAACCCAUUUGGCUCAAAGCCAUGGAGCAGGCGCCACCUCCUACGUUUCCUCGAGUAGAUGGAACAGUCAAGACAAUCAAUCUUCCUGAGGAUGUAUAUGUAAAAAAGUUCUUCCAGAAACAUCCAGAUUCAAAAUACGAAGAUGCCAUCAAGUUCUGUAGUUUCGAUCCUCCUCCAGCCCGAAUAUUUGGCUUGCGGGUGCUUGAACUGAAGGAACAGGGUGUCAAUGAGGAGGAAGCCAUGGCAUUAGCCAAUAUGGAAUACCGGGCAGAGAAAAAGGCGAAAAAGAAGGCUUACUCUCGCUUGAAGCAAAUUGCACGUCUUCAAGGGAAGAAACCUCCUCCUAACCCUUAUCCAAGUGCUAUCAAGGAGAUACAAGCCGAGGAAAGGAAUUUCGUCCGAGAUCGUUUCUUCAACCCCAAGAUUAAAGAGAUUGCACAAAGGUUGAAGGAGGAGAGAGCAGCUGAAAUGCAGGAAAGAGCGCAAAGCAGCUGGUGAUAGAAUCUUCCAUCCUCCCAUCUCUGCUUCUGGAAACUAGCUUUUGCAAUAAUUUUGGCAGUUCAUUAAUCGGAAUAACAUAAUUUUUAGAUUCAAGCGAACACCACAUCUGAAGCAUUGGAUCAUGUAUGUUAAAAGAUUUUUCUUUCGAUGUUGUUCAAUUGUUAGAUGGCUAACUCUCUCAGAAGGUAGCAAUGAAUACCUAGAUAUAUAUUUGAUCAACUUUUAAUCGUAUUGAA
Messenger RNA from Benincasa hispida (wax gourd), 981 nucleotides. RefSeq lists its product as uncharacterized. NCBI's taxonomy places the organism in Eukaryota, Viridiplantae, Streptophyta, Magnoliopsida, Cucurbitales, Cucurbitaceae. The record is from RefSeq and is a predicted model, not a curated record.